Molecule: messenger RNA, 2133 nt
Organism: Parastagonospora nodorum SN15
Lineage: Eukaryota; Fungi; Ascomycota; Dothideomycetes; Pleosporales; Phaeosphaeriaceae
Exons: 1
Coding region: 1-2133 (710 amino acids)
Biological process (GO): double-strand break repair via nonhomologous end joining
Cellular component (GO): nucleus
Molecular function (GO): DNA binding; DNA-directed DNA polymerase activity
Source: RefSeq, a predicted model, not a curated record
AUGGAUAAAACAACCUCCUCUGAUCACACACUGCGCGCCGGAUCAAUCUCGCCUACAUCGACAAUUUCACUUCCUGGCCUUGAUCUCAGUGUUAUCCCGCCAAUUGCGAUACUAAGCGCGCAUCUGAAGGACGAAGAAGACAUAAUCCUCAAGGAGACGUUGCGACAAUACGAUGCACCCCUUACCACUGAUAUCUCGAGGGCAAAGAUCUUCAUCGGUAAGGUAGGAACGAAAAGAAGGGCUGAGUUUGAAUUGAAGUCUCGAAAACUGGUGGUAGAAGAAGCUGCUUCAGCCAAAAGGCCUGCCAGCCCCUUGAAGGCGAAUCUUCCCUCGAGUAAGAAGCAAAAGCUUUCGGUACAAAAAGGGAAACCGGCUUUGUCUGAGAAUGGCGAUUCAACAACCGAAGAGGAAGACGUGGACGCCACCGAAACUGAAGAUGAAGGGCCGCGUGAUAAGCACACUCCUGCAUCCUCGCCACCUCUAGCGCACUCAGACCAUCAUGAAGUGACAACUUUUGAAAAUACCUCGCUCGAAGACAUCGUCUGGGUGAUCAAGAUCGACUGGCUAGAAGCCUGUGUAGCUGCUGGACAUCUGGCUCCCUUGGGUGAUAGUCUGGUGUACAAGUGCAAAGUUCUGGACCGACCAAAAUCACGUAAUACCAAAUCUGUCAAGGCAGUUUUCACUGCAGCAGCAAAGGCGGCACCUGUCUCCAAGACACUGCUUGCCACACGACCAAAGGCGGGGCACGACAUAUUAGACAGGGCCAAGACAGAUGUUGCGGCCACCACAACGAAAGCUACAUAUCAGAGACAGCAAUUUGGCAGCCGUGCGUCUCGUCGAUUUGAGGGCAGAAGUUUUGCCCCCACUGCGCAAUCGAAAGGUGAAAUAUUUGCCGCGCAAACCGCUCACCUGCUACAAAAAACCACAAGUGAGUAUGAGGGUAUAGACAGCGAAUUUCCUCAGCCCCCGGAUUGGGUGAAGAACCACGUGAAGUAUGCUUGCCAGCGCUUCACGCCUGCGAAUGGCCCCAAUGAAGAUUUUCUGGAACAUCUCAAAAAAGUCCGAACAGCCAGAACGCUGAUUGACGAUGAAAUCGGUGUACGCGCCUAUUCGACCAUUAUCGCCUCUAUUGCAGCUUAUCCGCACAAAUUGAGUCACCCUCGAGAGCUUGCUCAGCUUCCGGGUUGUGACGAGAAGACUGCUGUGCUAUUCGUCGAAUGGAAGAACACUGGCAGAAUACAGGCUGUCGAGGACUUUGAGAAUGACGAGGCGAUGAAGGUCUUGCGGUCUUUCUACGACAUUUGGGGUGUUGGCGCAAAGACUGCGCGACAUUUCUACUACAACAAUCAUUGGACAGAAUUAGACGACGUUAUCGAAUUCGGCUGGAACGAACUCGACAGAGUACAACAGAUCGGAGUCAAGUACUACGACGAGUUUCUGGUACCCAUACCGCGCCCUGAGGUCGAACAGAUAGCGUCUGUUGUUCGAGAACACGCGGUCCAACUUCGGGAUGAUCGCAUCUCCGUCACGAUAGUGGGCGGCUACCGUCGUGGCAAGGCUGCUUCUGGCGACGUGGACAUGAUCGUGUCGCAUCCAGAUCUUGAGUCUACUGCUGGUCUUGUCAGAGAUAUUGUUGAGUCACUGGAGGAAGCACAGUGGAUCACACAUACUCUAACAAUGAGUUUGACCAAUACCAAUAGAGGCCAGCAUACGCUUCCAUUCCGCUCAGCAAAAGGUGCAGGUGUCGGAUUCGACACUCUAGACAAAGCGCUCGUCGUGUGGCAGAACCCAGCAUGGCAAAAUCGCGAGCAAGAUCUCAGUGAGAACCCAAGUGCAAAGAAUCCCAACAUACAUCGACGCGUAGACAUCAUCAUAGCACCCUGGCGUACCGUGGGUUGCGCAGUCAUGGGCUGGAGUGGUGGAACGACGUUUCAGAGAGAUCUGCGACGAUAUGCGAAGGCAAUCAAAGGAUGGAAAUUCGACAGCAGUGGUAUCAGAAGCCGAACUUCCGGCGAAGCGAUCUGGCUCGAGGGCCCGACUGGUGUGGAUGGCACACCAGAAGAUGCUGAGAAGGCUGUCUUCAAGGGCCUAGGACUAGAAUACAUUCCGCCAGAGUACCGCGUCACAUACUGA